GCGUCUGGAAGAUGAGGCGCGCCAAGCAGAAAGAAACCUCACCGUUGCUCCUUCCCUAUCCUUCUCUGAAUCACUUGCACGUCUCCAUCAAUGGCUUCUCCGUUGUCUCUUUCCACCGUUGUCUCUCACCGGAUCCUAUCUCUCCACCCUCCGCCUCUUAACCGCAGCUUACUCUUCGUAAAACCCAAAUUACCCUUCAGCCGAACCGUUUCCAGAGAUCUACGCAUGCGCUUGCAUUCUCAAACCACGAACUAUGGCGAUAAGGAACAUAAACCUUCUUCAAUCGAUUCAAAGUUGAACCCUUUGGAAGGAGCUGGAACAAAGAAUCUGGAGAAAGUAGUUGCAACGAUCCUGAUACUAGCUCAAGUGUGGUCUCCGUUGCCCUUGUUUGGUCUAGACUCUGCCUACAUCUCACCUGCAGAGGCGGUUCUUUACUCUCCGGACACGAAAGUUCCAAGGAGUGGGGAACUUGCACUAAGAAGAGCCAUUCCUGCUAAUCCCAAUAUGAAGACUAUACAGGCUUCGUUGGAAGAUAUAUCGUAUCUUCUUAGGAUCCCUCAAAGAAAGCCUUAUGGUACCAUGGAGAGCAAUGUGAAGAAGGCUCUAAAGGUGGCUAUAGACGAUAAAGAUUCAAUAUUGGCUAGUAUACCAGCAGACUUGAGAGACAAGGGCUCAGAACUGUAUGCAUCUCUGGUUGACGGCAAGGGUGGACUUCAAGCACUUAUAGAAUCAAUUAGGUAUCAAGAUCCUGAUAAAGUGUCCAUUCGCCUGGCAUCAUCACUAGACACUGUUGCGGAGAUGGAGUUAUUACAAGCAUCUGGCUUGUCAUUUUUGCUUCCUCAGCAAUACUUGAACUACCCUAGGUUAGCAGGAAGAGGCACUGUGGAAAUCACUAUUGAGAAACCUGAUGGUUCCACAUUUCAAGCAGAAGCUGGGGGAGAUCAAAGAAAGAGUGCUACAAUCCAGGUUGUUAUAGAUGGUUAUUCAGCUCCCUUAACGGCAGGGAAUUUCGCUAAACUGGUAACCAGUGGUGCAUAUGAUGGAACCAAACUCAAUACGGUGAACCAAGCUGUUAUUACAGAAGAUGGGAGUGGUAAGGUGGAUAGUGUUAGUGUUCCCUUGGAAGUAAUGCCUUCUGGACAGUUCGAACCUCUCUACAGAACUCCAUUGAGUGUCCAGGAUGGAGAGCUACCAGUUCUUCCUUUAUCAGUUUAUGGAGCUGUUGCAAUGGCCCACAGCGAAAACUCAGAGGAAUACUCUUCUCCUUACCAAUUCUUCUUCUACCUAUACGAUAAAAGAAACUCUGGCUUAGGAGGCUUAUCAUUUGAUGAAGGGCAGUUCUCGGUUUUCGGGUACACAACAGCAGGAAGAGAUAUUCUUGGGCAGAUCAAGACAGGAGAUAUCAUCAAAUCUGCUAAACUAAUCGAAGGCCAAGAUCGUCUUAUUUUGCCUGCUCAGAACAACAGCUCAUCCACUUGAUUCUUCUUCCGUACUACAAGAUGUUGUAAACACUUUCUUGUCCCAUAACAGAGUACAAGUUUCUUUUUACCGGAUUGGCCAAUUGGGUCUGAAUCUUAUUCGAGUUCCAACAUUACUGUAAUAAAAAGUUCUCAUUUUUA
This is a messenger RNA of Brassica rapa (field mustard), 1619 nucleotides long. RefSeq names its product peptidyl-prolyl cis-trans isomerase CYP37, chloroplastic. Gene Ontology annotation, biological process: protein peptidyl-prolyl isomerization. The record is from RefSeq and is a predicted model, not a curated record. Gene Ontology annotation, molecular function: peptidyl-prolyl cis-trans isomerase activity. NCBI's taxonomy places the organism in Eukaryota, Viridiplantae, Streptophyta, Magnoliopsida, Brassicales, Brassicaceae.